Molecule: messenger RNA, 2040 nt
Organism: Asparagus officinalis (garden asparagus)
Lineage: Eukaryota; Viridiplantae; Streptophyta; Magnoliopsida; Asparagales; Asparagaceae
Product: protein EMSY-LIKE 3-like
Exons: 9
Coding region: 340-1617 (425 amino acids)
Biological process (GO): defense response to fungus
Source: RefSeq, a predicted model, not a curated record
AAGUCCGGGCGUUUCUCUCCUCUCCUCUCUCUCUCUCUCUCUAAAAUCCCGAGUGCUCAGCUCUCUCUCUCCCCCUCCUCUUUUCCACUCGCAAAUCUCCCCAAAACCCUAAAACUGCCCCAAAUUCACUUCAAAUUUACUAGAAUUGGCGUCGGAGGCCUCUAAUUGAGUCGGUUCGCUUGGUGAUCUCGAGAGAUUUUGGUCGGAGAGAAGCAGAUCGCGCUUCAAUCGACGGGGUUUUCGCUCUAAUCGAGAAGCUUUUUUCUUUGAAUUUCCACUGAGGUUUCGGUUCAUUCUAGGGUUUUCUCCGGUUGAUCGCCUCGUUCGAGGGAUUCAUCCAUGGAGUAUGGCCCUUCAGAUAGCAGCGGAACUGAUGACGAUCUUCCGCCAUCACAUCAAAACAGGGGUGCAAGAGGAGGACGUGUCACUGGGAAUGGAAGGGCUGUUGUCGGUGCUCCUCCAUUCCCAAGGGCACAGAGUGAUAUGGAGAUCCAAAUACAUCGGCUUGAGCAAGAAGCAUAUACUUCAGUUCUCCGAGCAUUUAAGGCUCAAUCUGAUGCCAUUACUUGGGAGAAGGAAAGUCUGAUAACUGAACUCAGAAAGGAGCUGAGAGUAUCUGACGAGGAACACAGGGAAUUGCUAAGCAUAGUCAAUGCUGAUGAUAUUAUUAGAAGGAUAAGAGAAUGGAGGCAGGCAGGUGGGGCCCAAUCCGGCUUUCUUAGUAAUGCUCAGCCAGUUCAUGAUCCAGCACCCAGUCCCACUGUCUCGGCAUCUCGCAAGAGGAAAACCGCUCAACCAGUGGCUUCUCUAUCUUUGGCUGCACCAUCUCCUGCUAUCCACCCACAACCUGUUCCCACUUCUAUGCAGCCAUCAACGUCCACUGCCAAAAGGGCAUCUGCACCAGCCACAAAGGGCAAGAAGCUUAAAUCAGGUCAGUCAUUGCCAGGUUCAUCUUCCAUAAAAUCUUUACAAUACCCUUUGAGUGGUCCCAGUUCAAGGACCCAAGCUCUUAACCGGACUUCAUGUGGUGCUAUUGCAGCUACUGAAACUGCUGAAGGUCCAAUAUUUGAUCAUCUAAUUGGACGGAAGGUCAUGACGAGGUGGCCUGAAGAUAAUAACUUCUAUGAGGCUGUGAUAACUGAUUACAAUCCAACUGAGGGUCUGCAUCUUCUGGUUUAUGAUAUCAACACAAACAAUGAGACAUGGGAAUGGGUCAAUCUCAAAGAGAUUUCUCCUGAAGAUAUUCGGUGGGAAGGGGAGGAUCCUGGUAUCUCUCAUAAAGUAGCAAGUCGGGGUGGAGCUGGUCGUGGGGCUAAUAAGAAGCCCCCGAUUCGAGGUAGUACACUUGCAGGUGCAGGCAGAGGAAGAGGUUCUCUAAAGAACCAAGCCAAGAAACAGUUUCCUCCAUCACAAAAUGGAAUAGGGAAGAACUCUGGUGACAUUGAGAUACUCCACACAGAUACACUAAUAAAAGAGGUGGAGAGGGUCUUUAAUGCGAGUCACCCUGACCCUCUUGAGAUGGAGAAGGCAAAGAAAGCCUUGAAAGAACAGGAGCAAGCCCUUGUUGACGCAAUUGCAAGACUUGCGAAUGCAUCAGAUGGUGAAAGCGGUAAGUAGACAUGGGCCUAUUUUUCUUCUUAGUUAAAUUUGUACCAGUAUAUGGUUUAUCCAAUUUCAUGGUAAAGGCCAUGCCAGCUUCUAUUGCCUGAAAUUAUGGAAGUUCCUCUGGAUCAACCUGAAUGGUUGAACAUAAUCUGGAAACAUGUGCUCUUAUUUGUUGUUGGAACUUACUUGAUGAAGAACACUUACCAGUUACCAGUAAAUGCUUUAUGGUUCAAAUUUACUCUGUAAACAAAGAUUACAUCAGCUCAUUGUUUACAUUUGGUCUUUUCAAAUUUUGACACCCAUUUCAUUGCUUAUGCUGACGAUAGCCUUUCCCCGCGUGAAUUUAGAUUUCUGGGCUCCUCUCCUAAAACCGAACCUGGAUAGUUUCUCCAUCGGUGCAUUUCCACGCCUAUCAGGUUAUUCUUCAUAGACAAC